Messenger RNA from Leishmania major strain Friedlin, 1008 nucleotides. RefSeq lists its product as hypothetical. The record is from RefSeq and is a predicted model, not a curated record. The transcript has a single exon. NCBI's taxonomy places the organism in Eukaryota, Euglenozoa, Kinetoplastea, Trypanosomatida, Trypanosomatidae. The coding region runs from base 1 to 1008 and encodes 335 amino acids.
AUGUGGUGCACAAGUACACAGCGCCUGGCGCUCCUCGCGAGCCUCCUGUGGUUCGUGUCAGGUGUGCAGGCGGCCCUCUCCUUCAACCUCAACAGCGUCGAUUAUCCUGUGUAUGCUGACGAGAAGAUGUCGACGAAGGAGUACGCCGUACUUCCGGGAGGCGGCAACGCAUGCUUGCUGUUGUCCCUGGACAAUGGACUGGGCGGUGUCGUGCGCUUUGCCUACUCGUCAAACGUGUCGAACCCGCACUGGCGCUCCGAUGUGCUUGUGUCGACCCACCAGCCGAGUGUUUCGCAUCCAUCUGUAGCAGUUCUGGACAAGGUCGACGCUGUCAUCCAAACACAGCGCUACAGCGCGGAGGAGUUGGAGCGACGGAACAGGGCGGGUGAGGCGGUGCAGCAGUCUCGGAGCACCGCGGUGAGCAUUCGGCCGGCGCAGGACGGCACCGGCCCUGCGGCAAAGUUCAUCGAUGGCAACUAUGCCGUCUGCUUCCGCCUCAUUCGCUCCAAGGCGACAGCACAAAAGCCGUCGUCGAUGCAGUACGAAGAGGUGAAGGUUCACCUUUUCGAGGUAGCUUCCACGCGCCACUCCACCUUCACGUACAUCGCGAGGCUUAAUGACGCCGCCGCGAACCCGCAGAAUGGCGAUGGGGCAGCGGGGGGCGCCACGGCAGAGGUGAACCGCGAGUAUGCAAAGAUGAUUCGGUCCCUCUUCCGCGCGAGCAGCACCGCCGAUCUGCGCAAACUUCUUGACGAGGAAGAGCUAGUGUCAUCAGAGGAAGUGAAGAGUCGGCUUGAGGAAAUCAGGGCCCUGCAAGAACAACUUUUCGGACUCUAUAACAACUUCGAGUACCUGGAGAGUCGCUUCCGGCGCAUGCGUGCCACCGCCGAGACAACCUUCAGCCGCAUUUGGGUUUGUAUGCUCUUCACCUUGGCGGUCAUGGGUAGCACGGUGUGGUUCACCUUCCAUUACACGAAGAGCAUCAUCAUAAAGAAGAAGUUGAUCUAG